GCAUAUAAAACUUCAUGACAACCAGUUUGGCUUUCAAACUGGACUGUCAACUGAAAGCGCUGUUCUUUGUGUUAAGCAUGCUAUUAGAUACUAUACAAAUCGAAAAACGCCAGUCCAUGCAUGCUUUCUCGACCUGUCGAGAGCUUUUGAUCUGGUUUCUUAUGACAUCUUGUGGAAAAAGCUCGAAAAUUUUCAAUUACCAUCAGAGCUCAUAAAUAUCUGCAAAUAUUGGUAUGGAAAUCAGCUCAAUAGCGUGCGAUGGGCGGGGACUAUGUCGCAGUCAUACAGAUUGGAGUGUGGUGUGAGGCAAGGAGGGUUGUCUUCGCCGGUACUAUUUAAUCUGUAUAUUAAUGAUCUGAUUGUUGCUUUGAGUGGUACCCGUGUCGGCUGUCACAUAGACGGCAUUAAUGUUAAUAAUAUAAGUUAUGCUGAUGACAUGGUGCUGCUCAGCGCGUCGAUAUGUGGGCUUAAAAAACUCGUGGCUAUUUGCGAGUCAUAUGCUGCAUGCCACGGACUGAUAUACAAUGCUGUGAAAAGUGUGGUCAUGGUCUUUGAGAGCAGAGGCAAAAACUCAAUAGGCUUUCCAGAUAUUAAACUUAAGGGUAUAGCGCUGAAGAGGGUGUAUAAAUUUAAAUAUUUAGGACAUCAAUUGGCCUCGGAUCUCAAAGAUGAUGAUGACAUUGAACGGGAGCGGAGGGCGCUGGCGGUGAGGGCGAAUAUGAUAGCACGCAGGUUUGCGCGGUGCUCUGGACAAGUUAAAAUUACGUUAUUUAGAUCACAUUGCACAUCUUUCUAUGCAUGCAACCUGUGGGCUGUAUAUACUCAAAAAUCCUACAGCGACCUCCGUAUCCAAUAUAAUAACGCGUUCAGGGUGUUGAUGGGGCUGCCACGAUUCUGCAGCGCGUCAGGGAUGUUCGCUGAGCAUCGUGUAGAUUGUUUUUAUGCCACGAUGCGAAAAAGGUGUGCAUCCCUGGUGCGCAGAGUACGUGCCAGCACCAACAGCAUCCUGAGUAUGAUAGCAAGCAGGCUGGACUGUGUGUACGUUAAUCACUGCUGCGCAAUUUCCAAUGGAAUUGUGCAGCGGUGAUUAUCUGUAUACUGCUUAAUAUAUUGUAUGUGUGUAUGUGUGUGUAUGUGUAUUGUGUAUGUAAAUUUACUAACAUUAGUUUUUAAGAAUAUUGUUACUAAUAAAUAUUUAAUGGACCAAAAAGUCUGAAAUAAAAAUUAUUAUUAUUAUUA
Messenger RNA from Galleria mellonella (greater wax moth), 1239 nucleotides. RefSeq lists its product as uncharacterized. The record is from RefSeq and is a predicted model, not a curated record. Lineage: Eukaryota; Metazoa; Arthropoda; Insecta; Lepidoptera; Pyralidae. The transcript has a single exon. The coding region runs from base 272 to 1087 and encodes 271 amino acids.